AAACUGACGCUCCUCGCACGAAAGAGAAACCUAACUGUGGUUAAACUGUUCAGCAAGUGCAAAAUAUUUGUAGCUGGAAAUAAUGGCAGGUGCUGCGAGUCACACACAAUUGAUAAAAAUGCGCGCCAGCGCCGAGGCGGUGGCGUCUCUGGCCGGCAGCAACAAAGGAGCACAAGUGCAACAAGUGGCGUGCAGCAACAACAACAACAGCAGGAACCUAUCAGCCAUUAUGGAAAAACUGCAGGUGGACUAUGGCAAAUACAAAUACACGGUAUAUCGCUGUGCCAGCAAAUUUGUGGCCCUGCAAAAAAUCUUUCACACCAGCAAAAUACCAUACAAACUAGUGCUGGCCAUAUUGGAACGCCAUGGCAUGCCAGCCAGCAGUGGCAGCAAUCUCAAUCUGAUGGUGCCACCCUUUCAGUUGACCUCGCUGCUGCACGACAUCUACUUUGCCUGCGAGAAGCUGGGCCACUUCACCAAGACCAGCAGCUACACCCUGGAGACAGCAACUGCCCUGCUGGCGAACUUCUUCUGGAACAUCUACGAUCCGCAGCGACGACACUCGAUCUCUCUGCUGGAGAUCAGGGUUACCUUCCUGCUGCUGUGCAAACUCUACAGCAGCGAGCACAUGGUCGGCGACUUCUUUGGGCUGCUGGCGGAGAGCAGGUCCCAGAGCGUGUCGCGGUUUGCCUUCGAGCAGCUGCUGAACACGCUGAGCAAAUUGCUCAGCUAUCUCGGGGAGGCCAAGGCCUAUGGUGUGCACAAUCUGCCGCUAAUGAUGGAGCAGUGCUUUGCGCGGUGCCCGCACAAUGCCAGUGGAUUGGGGGAGCAGCAGUUCCACGGUCUGUGGACUACGACCCAGACACGCUUCCUCAUCUACGGCAAUCUGUUGGCGCUGAUCAAGCGCAUCGAGGAUACCGAGCAUUUGAUCCACAGCAAUCCUUGCGCUGGCUGCCGGCUGGAGCAUAUCAUUGGCAUACGUUUCAAGUGCCAGGUGUGCCGCGAUCUGUCGCUUUGUUUGCCCUGCUUUGCGGCCGGCUUUGUGGGUGGCCGGCACGAGGCCACGCAUCGCAUGUGCGAGGUGUUUGUGGAGGAUCAGCCGCCCCAGAGCUGGACCCGGUAUUUGGCUCGCCUCUGCGGCUGGAUUACCCAUCCGCAGAAGACGCAGCGUGAUAGAGCCGAAGAAGAGGAGCGACGCGGGUUCUGCAAUGCCCAGGAGAGUGCCAGCGGCGGCAGUCUGGGGCAGCCAUCCACGGCCCCCGAGCUGGCACCCAUACCCGCGGAGACGCGUAGUUUUCGCUGCAACUCCACCACGAAGCCGCCAUUGAUGGAGAAGCAGCAUCAGCAGCAGCCCCAGCCUCAGCAGCAGCAGGAGCUCUGUUCGCUGACGGGCUUGGCCACAACCGCCAGCCAGGCCUCAAAUCGAAUGCAAUCGAUUAUUGAUCGCCUGCAGCUGCAGAAUGUGAAACUGGAAACUCAGCUGCAGCUGGUUUCCACAACUUCCAGUGCCCAGAUCUCAGAGUUUCUGAGUGCCCAUCAGAGUUUUCUUUUACAGAUAAUUGAGGAUAUGCGUCAGCUAUCGAGGGCCUCCACAGCUACAUCGCCCACAGGGCCAGCCGUUCCUUUGACCAACUCCACUUUCCUUAACUCGAGCACACCCCAGAGACAACAGAUCUUCGAUAUGUAUGCCCCCGUGGGGGCCAAUCUGACACAUUCCAUUAACGGAGCCGAACUGAAUCGCAGCUAUCUGGAGGCCAACAAGUCGGACUACUCCUUAAACGACAUUAGUCUGUGGUUCGAUCAGCGACGUUCAAGCAUACAGAAUGGAGGAGCAGCGCCCCUAUCGUUGCCCCUGCCGCUGGGCGCUCUACUCGAACAGCAUCCGGUUAAUGGGGAUGGCCGUGACACAGAGAUGGCCAACUUCAAGCUGCUGCUGCACAAGGUCAAGGAGAUUGUCGAGGACUCGUAUAGCGACAAUGCCGAACUGUCGGCUGCCACACAGAAUCUGGAGAAUGUACUCGACAGCAUCAUCAAGACUGAGGAGCAUCAGCGACGCAGCAGCACAUGAAGAUACUUUAAUUCCUACGAUUUAUAGUAUAGAUCAAUAUGUUUAUAUGUUUGUAAGCAAAACGAAUCCAUCCUGACAAAGAUCUAAAGAUCUUUAUAGACUAUAAGCUACUUAUGCAAUCCCAGAAUCGAAUGCUUUAAUCUGACGAUCACAAUACAACCCACAUAUCCAAAAAA
Molecule: messenger RNA, 2244 nt
Organism: Drosophila persimilis
Lineage: Eukaryota; Metazoa; Arthropoda; Insecta; Diptera; Drosophilidae
Gene: dah
Product: dystrotelin
Exons: 6
Coding region: 83-2068 (661 amino acids)
Biological process (GO): synaptic signaling
Cellular component (GO): plasma membrane
Molecular function (GO): zinc ion binding
Source: RefSeq, a predicted model, not a curated record